AUGCAGCCGCAGCGCGGCUGCUUGCCAGGAACGAACUGCUGCGUUAAUGUGCCGGCAGAGACGUAUGUGGCAGUGGAACGCUUCGGGGCUUUCCAGAGACUGCUGGGACCUGGCUUCGGCUUUGCAGGGCUGGACCUCUGCGGGACGUGCAUCGCUUUCCGCGCCGUCUCCACACGCCUGGAAGAGGACCACUGUUCGAUAUCGACACAGACGCGGGACCACGAGUUCAUCACAGCAGAGAUUACCGUCCAGUACUCGGUGAUGCCCAAGAUGGCCAAGCACGCCAUCUACAAGCUCUUGCACGAGGACUUUGAUGGCCUGAUGAGGUCUUUCCUUACAGGACCGGUCUGCGGAUUCUUGCAAAGGCUGCGGCUGGAGGAGGUGUUCGGAAGGAAGGAUGAGAUGACGACGUCCGUCCGAGACCAGCUUUCCGACUACGUGCGCGGCUAUGGCUUCACCAUCCACCGCAUGGAGGUGACCGAGCUCCGGGUCUGCCCGGAGGUGAUGCACGCCCUGAACGAGGCGCAGAAGCAGCGGCGAGCGCGCGACACCGCCGAGCUCACCAUGGCCAGCCUUGCAGCGCAGCGCCUGCAGGAGGCCGCGGAGCUGGCCUCGGCGUCGCAGCUCCACGGCGAGCGUCUCGCCUCGGAGUGCGCGGCGCUCCUGGGCGAGCUGGAGGGCGCCCAGUCCAAAGAGGAGCUCUUCGACAGUUUCGAGUCGGCCCAGAUCAAGAGAGCGAUUUUGGAGACCAGUGCCCAGCCUCUCCCUGAUGAUAUGGACAGCAUCCAGGAACUUCUGAAGGAGGCGGACGACGAAGAUUCGUCCUUGAUGACGAGCUCACGUGUUGCCGGGGUGGUGCUCGGCCGGUCGACACCUGGACCGGCACAGAAUGUCAUGACCUAG
This is a messenger RNA of Symbiodinium natans, 903 nucleotides long. The record is from the annotation of a GenBank genome assembly. NCBI's taxonomy places the organism in Eukaryota, Dinophyceae, Suessiales, Symbiodiniaceae.